AUGGCUGAAGAAGAACAUCAAGAAAUGGGCAUUGAUAAUGUGGAUGAAAUUGAAGGAAAAAAAAUUGAUAUAAUACAUGAUACAAUUCCUAGUCAAUUUAUUCCAAAAGUUGGGAUGGAGUUUGAGACUGAAGAUGCAGCAUAUAAUUUUUACAAUGAUUAUGCUUAUAGAGUAGGUUUCAGUGUGAGGAUUAGCAAAGGGCAUAAAGAUAAAUAUGGGAAGAUAGUCAAUAGAGUAUUUUGUUGUUCAUGCGAAGGAUAUCGUGGGAAAGAUAAGCGAGAAGAUAAUGUCAAAAAUCCUCGACCACAAUCAAGAUUUGGUUGUUUGGCAAAGAUGAAAGUUAAUAGUCGUUUAACAGGAAAGUAUCGUGUAACUGAAUUUAUUGCUGAGCAUGCACAUGAGACUACAACUCCUAGUAAGAGUCAUUUGCUUAGAUCUCAAAGGAAAAUGACUAUUCCUCAAGUAGCCGAGGUUCAUUUAGCUGAUGAUUCUGGAAUCACUCCAAAAGCAAGUUGUGAGUUAUUGGCUAGGCGAGCUGGUGGUCGUGAAAAUCUUGGAUUCAUUCCCGAAGACUAUAGAAAUUAUUUACGUUCCAAGAGAACAAUGCAAAUGAAGUCAGGAGAUACAGGUGGUGUGCUAGAGUACUUGCAAAAAAUGCAAUUAGAAGAUUCUAAUUUCUUUUAUGCAAUACAAGUCGAUGAGGAUGACUUAAUUACUAAUAUCUUUUGGGCUGAUGUGAAGAUGAUGAUUGAUUAUUCAUAUUUUGGUGACGUUGUUUGUUUUGAUACUACUUAUAGAAAAAAUAAAGAAGGUCGUCCAUUUGCAAUGUUUGUUGGAGUCAAUCAUCAUAAACUUACCAUUAUUUUUGGAGCAGCAUUAUUAUAUGAUGAAACGACUGAAAGUUUUAUUUGGUUGUUCAAUACUUUUGCUAAAGCUAUGUCAGAAAAGAAACCAAAGACUAUUCUUACUGACCAAGAUGCAGCAAUGGCAAAGGCAUUAGCUUUGGUAUGGCCAGAAACAUGCCACCGCCUUUGUAUUUGGCAUUUGUAUCAAAAUGCAUUAAAGAAAUUGAGUAUAGUGUUUGGGAAGUUUCAAGACUUCAGUAAGGAUUUUAAUAAAUGCAUCUAUGAAUAUGAAGAGGAAAAAGUGAUGUAG
Messenger RNA from Cajanus cajan (pigeon pea), 1155 nucleotides. The record is from RefSeq and is a predicted model, not a curated record. Lineage: Eukaryota; Viridiplantae; Streptophyta; Magnoliopsida; Fabales; Fabaceae.